Messenger RNA from Solanum pennellii, 717 nucleotides. RefSeq lists its product as uncharacterized. The transcript has a single exon. Bases 1 to 717 code for a protein of 238 amino acids. The record is from RefSeq and is a predicted model, not a curated record. Lineage: Eukaryota; Viridiplantae; Streptophyta; Magnoliopsida; Solanales; Solanaceae.
AUGCAAGCUUCUUUGGAAGCGUAUGAACUUUGGGAAACUGUGACGAAAGAAAAACCACUUGCUGCUCUACCAGCAAAUCCUACCUUGGCUCAGAUCAAAUCCAACAACGAAGAGAAGUCAAAGAAAUCUAAAGCCAAGUCGCUUAUGCAGAAUGCUGUGGCAGAUACUGUGUUUUACAGAAUCAUGGCUUGCAAAACUGCAAAAGAGGCUUGGGAUAGGUUGAAAGAAGAAUAUCAAGGCAGUGAUAGAACACGUCAAAUGCAAGUGUUGAACCUGAAAAGAGAGUUUGAGUCCUUGAAUUUGCAGGAGGAUGAAACUAUCAGUAAGUAUGCUGAUCGAAUCUCAUUAAUUGUUAAUAACAUUAGACUUUUUGGUGAAGAAUUUACAAAUAAACGAAUUGUGGAGAAAGUUCUUGUGACUCUUCCUGAGAGAUUUGAAUAUAAUAUUUCCUCUCUUGAAGAAUCCAAGGACCUGAGCAAACUUUCAUUAGGUGAACUAAUGAGUGUUCUUCAAGCACAAGAGCAAAGGAGGACUAUGAGACGGGAAAAGUUCAUUGAAAGAGCUUUAUCUGUACAAAAGCAAAAAGGAAAGCAACAAUUACACCAAAAGAAUAAGGGCAAGCAUGAUGGAGGAAACAAUAGUGGAGAUGUGAAGCAGAAGUUCCCUCCUUGCAAACAUUGUAAAAGAAAUACACAUCUGGAGAAGUAUUUUUGGUAG